This is a messenger RNA of Dioscorea cayenensis subsp. rotundata (Guinea yam), 1709 nucleotides long. RefSeq names its product cytochrome P450 71A1-like. The record is from RefSeq and is a predicted model, not a curated record. Lineage: Eukaryota; Viridiplantae; Streptophyta; Magnoliopsida; Dioscoreales; Dioscoreaceae. The transcript is spliced from 2 exons. Gene Ontology annotation, molecular function: monooxygenase activity; iron ion binding; heme binding. Bases 47 to 1507 code for a protein of 486 amino acids.
UUACCUUGUAGUAACCCUAACCUUAAUCCUAGCACUCCAUGUGUUCAUGAACAUACUUCUAAAGCUCCGACGAGCUUACCGGAAGUUUAAACUCCCUCCUGGACCACGGGGCCUACCAAUAAUUGGUAACCUUCAUCAAUUAGGGUUUCAGCCACAUCAAACUCUUUGUCGUCUUUCGAAGAUAUACGGGCCAGCCAUGUACCUCCGGCUAGGCCAACUACCGACUAUUGUUGUCUCCUCCGCAGACACGGCUGAAGAAGUCCUUAAAACUAAGGACAUCAUCUUCUGCACUAGGCCUCCUCUGAGCAAACCUAGGAAGAUGUUCUACGGAGGGCUUAACAUUGCCUUCACUCCCUACAAUGAGUAUUUGAAGCAAGCAAGAAGGUUAUGUACUUCACAUCUUCUUAACUCUUCCAAAGUUCAACUUCUCAAGCCUAUAAGAGAGGAAGAGAUUCAAACCCUAAUGAAUACUAUAAGGCAUCAAUGUUCUUCAUCUUGCAAUAAUUAUGGUUUGGUGAAUCUUAGUGAUAUGCUUCUUUGUCUCUUGAAUAACAUCACAUGUAGACAAGUGUUUGGUAAGAGGUUUGAGGAAGACGGUGAGUGUGGGAGAAGUAAGUUUCAUGAGCUUGUCACUGAAUGGACUAGUCUCAUGGGACACUUCAACAUUGGAGAGUUCUUUCCAUCCAUGGAGUGGAUUAACUUGCUCACUGGUUUACAUGGUAAGUUCAAGAAGUGCUUCAAGAAGAUCGAUGAUUUCCUCGAUGAAGUUAUCGAUGCCCACAUUAUCGAAGAUGGCAAUGAUCAAGGCUGUUUCUUAAGCACACUUCUUCGAUUUCACAAUGAUUCUUCGAUGGAGAUCCCGAUCACUAGAGAAAGUAUCAAAGCUUUUCUCAUGGAUUUAUUCAUUGCCGGGACCGAUACGGGGACGUUAGUACUAGAAUGGGGGAUGGCAGAGCUAAUGAAGAACCCUAAAGUGAGAAGAAAAGCACAAAAUGAAAUAAGAACAGUAGUAGGAUCUUCAAAAAGAAAGGUGGAGGAGAGUGAGCUUCAUCAACUCAAAUACUUAAAACAGGUAGUGAAAGAGAUCCUAAGAUUGCACCCUCCUGCAGCCUUUCUCCUCCCAAGAGAAGCCAGAGAAGAAUGCACCAUUAAUGGGCAUGCAGUGCCAUGCAAAACAAGAGUGAUGUUGAAUGUGUGGGCAAUAGGGAGAGACCCAGAGAAGUGGGAAGAUGCAGAGAAGUUCAAGCCAGAGAGGUUUGAGAAAAGUUUGGUGGAUUAUAAGGGACACAACUUUGAGUUGUUGCCAUUUGGGGCAGGGAGGAGAGGGUGCCCUGGUGUAGGGUUGGGGAGUGUUGUAGUGGAGCUUGCACUAGCUAAUCUUUUGCAUGGGUUUGAUUGGGAAAUGCCAGAGGGCAUGGAGGAUGAAGAUGUUGACAUGGAGGAGUCCUUUGGAAUAGUCCUACGUAAAAAGUCAGCACUUGUACUCAAGGCCAUCCCUUAUGUUUAAGGUAGGGCCAAAACUAUACAUUAUUAGUUGGUUUCGAAUAAAAUAUGAAAUAAAAAGCAAUGUUAAGGAUAAUUCGAUAAGUGAGGGCCAGCAAAAGGUUACAAGUGGUGUCCAACUGGAUAAUGGUGAUCAUGGAUUCCUAGUUAUAAAUACUAAUAAUCUUAUGUCGUUGGAAAAAAAAAUAUAUUUAUUAAUAAAUGAC